Messenger RNA from Colletotrichum karsti, 1671 nucleotides. Its product is annotated as major facilitator superfamily transporter. Lineage: Eukaryota; Fungi; Ascomycota; Sordariomycetes; Glomerellales; Glomerellaceae. Gene Ontology annotation, biological process: transmembrane transport. Gene Ontology annotation, molecular function: transmembrane transporter activity. The transcript is spliced from 7 exons. The coding region runs from base 1 to 1671 and encodes 556 amino acids. The record is from RefSeq and is a predicted model, not a curated record.
AUGGCCUCCGGCGACCAUGGAAAGCCUGAAGGCGAGAUCCUGCCUCCUGGCACUACCAGACUCAUCGACUUAGACGGCUCUGUCAUCGGUCAACAUGCAACCGGUUCAGAUGAGGCAGAUAUCAUCCUCGUUCCCCGGCCAUCUGAGGACCCGGAAGAUCCGCUCAAUUGGACCAGAAAGCGAAAGCUUCUUGCUACGUCUUGUGUCGUCCUGUACACUAUCAUGAUCGCUAUUCCCAGUAGUGCGGUGUACUCCGUUGUUACUCCAAUUCGAAAGGCGACUGGUCUGUCUCUUGAAGACAUUAACAACGGAACGGGCAUCAUGUUCCUAUUCUACGGCUGGGGAUGCAUUAUUUGGCAACCUCUCGCUCUUCAAUACGGCAAAAGACCAGCCUAUCUAGCGUCUUUAGUCGCGAAUAUUAUUAUUCUUGCUACUGCGCCAAUGUGCACGACGAAACACACCUACCUCGCGAAUCGAAUCCUACUGGGUCUAUUUGGAGCACCAGUGGAAUCUCUGUGUGAGAUAUCCAUCACCGAUAUUUGGUUCGCCCAUCAGCGCCCGAAGUAUCUUGCGCUCUACGGCUGGGGUCUCUCGUUGACCGGCAAGCUCGCCCCGAUGCUUUCGGGCUUCAUCAACGUCGGCAUGGGAUGGAAAUGGACACUGUGGUGGUGCUCGAUCUUCAACGGCAUAGCUCUUGUUUAUUGUUUCUUGUUCAUGGAAGAGACCAACUAUGACAGAGCUCCAAGGCCAGCGGACCAUGGUGAAGCUUUGGUAACUGAGAGUCGAGCAACCGAGUCGCCUACUGGCGAGAGUGAAACAAAGGUCGCGAACGUGACCGACAAGCAGGAUCUCUCGACCGCCAAUCCUACUGAUAGCGAGACUGGGCAAGUCAUCUACCCCCGAAAAACUUUCAUUCAAAAGCUCGGCAUCAAGGACAAGCGUAGGCCCAACCGGAUGUUGGAUAUUGCGCUCGGCUCUAUGAGAGGUUUCACCUACCCUUCUGUGGUCUAUGCUGGACUGAUGUACGGGGCAAACAACCUGGUAUGGUCAGGUGUUCAAAAUGCAACUGCCGGAACGGUGUACACCACCAUGUAUGGCUUUUCCACUGCUGGCGUUGCUGCUGCGUACGCAGGUGGUGUUCUAGGCACGAUCGUCGGAGGCUACUACUGCGGCAAGGUUGGCAAGAUCCUCACCAUCAAGCUUGCUCGCCGCAACAACGGAAUCUCGGAGUCGGAACACUCGCUGUGGCUAUUCGCCGCUUCAAUGUUUCUCGUGCCUUUCAGCAUGAUUCUUUACGGUCUGGGUGUGGCUUACCAUAUUCAUUGGAUUGGUCUCGUUAUCUCUCAGUUCACCCUCGCCAUCAACAAUGCACUGUCAGUCGCGGGUUCUCUGGGCUACGCCAUUGCCUCGUAUCCGCAGCUGUCUGGUGACAUGAUCACCACCUGCGUCAUCAUCCGCAACACGAUGAGCUUCGCGAUCAACUACGGUAUCACUCCCUGGCUGAACCACAUGGGCUAUCGCAAUACAUACAUCAUUGUUGGUGUCAUUGGCUUUGUUUGGAAUGCUAGCAUUUUUAUCAUGGCGAAAUAUGGUAGAACUAUGAGAGAGAAGAGCGCGAAGAGAUACUGGGAACACGUUGCCAAGGCACAUGCGAAGGGUUUGAGUCACUGA